Molecule: messenger RNA, 210 nt
Organism: Lipotes vexillifer (Yangtze River dolphin)
Lineage: Eukaryota; Metazoa; Chordata; Mammalia; Artiodactyla; Lipotidae
Source: RefSeq, a predicted model, not a curated record
AUGGCGGCGGCCCUCUCGGGCCUGGCGGUACGGCUGUCGCGCUCCGCCGCGACCGGCGGCUCGUCGUACGGCACCUUCUACAAGGGGCUCACACGCACGCUGAUCACCUUUUUCGACCUGGCCUGGCCUGGAGGUCUGCGCAUGAAAUUCCCCUACUUCUACGUUGUGGCUUCGGUGAUUCUCAAAGUGCGCCUGCAGGUACAUAUUUAG